AUGGUUGUAACUAUUAUUAAACAUAAACCUCGAAAUAAGAGAAAAGCUCUCUCGGCCUUGAAAGAUGAAAAUGGCGCUGUCGCCUCAACCAUCUCUGCUCCAGAAUCCCAAAUCACUUUCAUGCGAGCUGCCUCAUUGGCUAACUCUGAAGAUGCACGGAAAUCGAAUGUGAUCAUCAAAAAUAUCGACCUUUCGGAAGAAGCUAUUGAGAAAGCUGAAUUCGUUUCCAAAAUUGCCAAGGACUGCGGUACUUCGACGCCAUCGGUUUUUCGCAUACCUCAUCCGGCCAAAGGGCCGCCCAUUGUGCGCCUGGCAUUCAAGUCCAAGGAGGAAGCAAGAACUGUCCUCACCAAAUUCAACUCAAUCAAAGCUUCAAUACAGGGGUGCUUGAAUGCGUCUCCCCGCCCAGACCUUUCCAAACCAGAACUCGAGAAAUAUCGACAAUCCUGGAAAACGGUGAUCCAAAAGAACAACGAGGCAGGUCAAACCAUUUAUACGGUUCGCAAUCUGGAAGUCGUCAAAGUUGUCUACAGAGAAAAUCAGGAGCCGUGGCCAUGGGCCAAAAAACACUCGAUCCCAGAAAAUUUCUAA
Molecule: messenger RNA, 591 nt
Organism: Caenorhabditis briggsae
Lineage: Eukaryota; Metazoa; Nematoda; Chromadorea; Rhabditida; Rhabditidae
Exons: 2
Coding region: 1-591 (196 amino acids)
Source: RefSeq, a predicted model, not a curated record